CUGAAUGGGUCUUGGGUGGAGGCCAACCAAGCUUGACCGACCAGUGGCAUCGCCGUUGCACGAUGACUCUCUUCUGCUUCAAGACUGACCAUGGAAUUGGAUUUAAUUACUUUGGCGAUUUGGGGAGGACUGGAGGGGCAGCACCAGUUACAAGAAUGAGAUGUAAACGAUAUGGAGAGAGAUUCUGCUCGAAAGAAGAAAAAAACAUACCAACCCAAGAAAAGAAAAGAUGACAAAGUGGAUCAGCAUCGACACGACACUAUCUGCAAGUGCAAGCAAGGAACCAUGAAUGCUUUGGCAAAAGGAAAGCAGCGAGAUGCCAAAUUAAAGCCCGGGUACCUACUGCAUUCGGGUCCAGACCUCAACCACAUAUGACAAAGUGAAACUUUCUUCUGUUUCGAGCAAGAUGGUCGAGUGAUCGUAUAUCUUUGAGUGGACUGGAUUUCUUGGAGAUAACUGUUAUUUUCUCUCCAAGUGUUCUUCGCUCCUCCUCGGCUCGAUGUGGCCUUGACUGCUCUAGAGGUGCUGAGCAAGAUGAUUGGGUGAUAUAUCUUCAGCUCUAGGAUUGGAUUUCACCGAAAUAACUUCUCCGUUGUUGCCAAGUCUUAAUUAGUUUGCUCCUCCUCAACUUGGUCUGCAGCCUCGUGGCUCUAGAGUAGGGAGUGAAGAAAUCGGCUGCUGAUGGGCUAGAUAGUCUAUCAUGGCUUUCUUCUGCUGGUAUUAGUUUUCUGUCGAGAACUUCAACAUGUCCAAACAGGAAACCCACCGCUGGCUGUCUGCAGAGGAUUUUGAUGACGCCAUCAAACAACUGGUUGAUCUUUUGCGUGGAAGUGAUGGUACUAUAGAAGACAAAACUCAAGCGUUCAUCCUUAGUGGCUGGGGACAUAGUCAUCUAGGAGCAUCUGUUGUUUUCAGAGCUGCAGCCAAACUCCUAAAAUGUGAUGACUCCGACAUGCAAAAGUAUUUUGGAAAAAUUUUCCACGUAGAUUGCUCCCAGUGCAAAAACAGAAGAACAAUACAGAAGGCAAUUGCACGGGAGUUGAACCUUCACCAUGUAAUGCACAUCUUUGAUAAGACGGAUGAAGAAGAUGAUUUCAGAGGGGUAGACGAUAGCUCUAGAGAAGAGAUAUCAAGUAUUGGAAGUUUGAUUAAUCGAUUUCUAAGAAAUGAAAGAUUUUUGAUGAUUCUUCAGUAUGGAGGAGUUGAAAAUAUGGAUCUGGUGGAGUGUGGCAUUCCUGCUUUUGGUAAAGGUAAAUUGUUGUGCUCCAGUGAUGGAAGAUUUCAGGUCAUAAGGGAAGAAAUGAUGUUGAUACCAAGUUUUGCUAAUAUUGUUGUUUAUAUGGACUUUUCGGUGUCUGCCUCUAUACAUCUGCGUGAUGUAUUGCACGAAGAAGCUGUGGGAGUGAUUGAUGACAUCGGCAUGGAGGGCAUGAACCCAACAAUAGUUUUGGAUUGCUUCUUCUACUCAUUAUACGUGAUAAUACAACUAUAUGAUGGUGUUAACAUUGAUUGGGCUACUCAUGCUUGCAACUACUGGAUAUGUGAUGGAAUCCUUGGAGAGGACAAAGCUUGGGAGAUUUGUAAUGCAUUGUAUAGAGUGAUGCCACCGUUGGGAUAUAUUUCAUCAAGAAUAAGACUUCUGUUUCUUAUAGUAGACAUACAAGAUAUAGAACAAUGGGGAAGGAUGGAAAAAAAAGUUUGUUGGUGGUACCCAGUCACCUCCAACAAAAUAGGAGCACAAGAUAUUUGUAAUGUUCCUGAUUGUGCAUCAUCGUAUUUCCUAACAUUUCAGGGAGAUGUUCCAUUAUAUGUACCUAAUGAUUUGUUUCAACAAGCCAAGAACCUCCGUGUGCUAAAGGUCUGCAACUGCAGCUUCAAUUUUGCAUCCCCUCCUUUCCAGUGCUGCCACAACCUACGAUUCCUUUGGCUUGAACAUUGUACAAACACAGAGAAAGAGCAAAGUGGAGUGCCGUUUUUUCCGAACCUGCUUGUGCUUGACUUACGUUUCACAGAUUAUGUUUUGUUGGCUCAGAUGGUUGAACUAAUGACCAAUCUCCGGGAGCUAAAUACAAAGGGAAUCUCAUGGAAGACUAUGAGUCAUGGUUGGAAAAACCUAAAGAAGCUUCACAAGCUCCGAGUAACCGAAUCUUCAGAUGUGGUCACGGUAGACUGUUGUUCUUCCGUGGAUAUGAUGAGUUUGGAACUCAUUGAUUUGUCUGGCAACACUCACAUGAAGUCAUUGCCCACAUUAUCAUCCGCAAGAAGCCUAAAGAUGCUUAUUCUUGAUGGCUGUUCUAGCUUGGAGAAUGUUGUACUGGGAAGAUCUCAUCCAUUGCUCGAAAAUUUUAGCUUCGAUGGUUAUGGCCAAGCAGAGAAUUGGACACAUUCCAUAAAUUUGCCACAGCAGGAAGUGCGCCUCACGUCUCCUAUUGUUCCAGUUGAAAUAGUCAAGGUGACCAAGAUCUCCUUAGAUGGUUGCAUUCAAUUGCAUAACAUAUUCUUGCGUGCAUUGCCCAAUCUGGAGGAACUAGACCUCUCUGGUACAGCCAUUAAAAUACUUGACGUCGAUGCAAUGCAAGUCCCUAAACUCAAGAAGCUAUUCCUGCUAGGUUGCAAGCAUCUCCAUAGCCUAAUCUUGGGUGAAGAACCUAGGUUGGAAGUGCUACAUGUAGACAUGCAGGGGAAGAAAAGAUCAAUGGUAUGUUGUGGAGGACAGGGAUCCUUUGGUUUUCAUGCAUUUGUUGCUUUUACAGAUGGAAGGUUCAUUGGUUCGUGUAGUACGGGAUUAUAUUUCAGAACAACUUCUUGUAUCUCCAAGGUAUACCUCCUUAUCUCUUGUACGAGCCAUAGCCAAACCAAGAUCACCAAAAGUAUCAAGGAGAUUGGCUCUAGCCAGGAGGGUUUGGUUCCAACAAGUCCACUAUUACCUUAUAAUAAUAUUUCCCUUACUGAAGAUGUAACAUGCUCGUCCUUGGUGUUGAACCGCCGACAGUAUCUAACAUUGGAUGUGCAUAUCGAGAUUGGUGAAGGAAGCUAUAAUUUGGAGCGUAUGCAGGACAAUGCAUAUUUCGAAGAUUUUGUGGCAGACGUUCAAUCAUUGCAUGUCCAUGACAAUUCCUCCAUCAUAGCUAUCCCUCCAACGGCAGUACAAUGGACCAACCUAGAAUGGUGUCAUGUCGACAACUGCCCCAAUCUAUACACUAUGUUUUCUUUUCCGGUUUUAGGAGAAAACUUUGGACGUAUGAAGGUGUUUUCAGCUUCCGAUCUACCGGUGGCCUAUUGCGUCUGGAAUAGAUGCAUUAAGGGUAGGUUUUCUCAUCUCCAACAACUGCAGCACAUAUACCUAUAUAACUGCCCCAGGCUGGUUUUCGUUCUCCCCAUUUCCUUCACCUUGCCCAACUUGGAGACCCUCCAGAUGGCAUACUGCAACAGCCUUCGACAUGUUUUCCCAUUGAACGAUAAGUGCCCCAAGGAAAUAUCAUCUGGUGUCACAUUCGAGAACCUGAAGCACAUCAAGCUAUACCAUCUUCACAAUCUAGAGGAGAUAUGUGAGGCCAAAUUGACCGCACCGGUGUUGCAGACGAUCAGCCUCAGGGACUGCUGGGCUCUCAGGCGUCUUCCGGCAGUCGCACCCCAGGUUCCCAAACCAGUGGUGGACUGCGAGAAGGAUUGGUGGAACAAGCUCGAGUGGGAUGGCUUGGAUGUCGGGCAUGACCCGUCGCUGUUUGAAACACGCCACUCGGCCUACUACAAGAAGACCCUCCCAAGGGUCUCGUUUCUAAGGUGAUCUGUCGUGUGCGAGGGGGUUGGCUUACGUGAAGCAUCAGUAUAGGUUGCUGUUACAAGCCCUGAUGUCACAGCUCCUAGGUUGUCUUACGCGAAGCAUCAAUAUAGGUUGUUGUUACAAGGCCUGAUGUCACAACUCCGGGGUUGUUUCCAACUGCUGCUACUUGCACGGCAUGGGCGAACGGUGUGUUUUCACCAAGAUAAGUGAUCUUGGUAUGCUUUGAUUGAUUUGUUGUGCUGGCUUCUGCCUGUAGUGCUACAUCUUUCCGGCGCUUGGUGUGGUGUUCAUAAGUUAGCUGGGAUGUGUUGGUUUGAUCGAUUGUGUGUUUGUAAUAAGAGGGGGGCGUACAUAUUUCUGCGACCCGGUGUGGUGUGCAUUUA
Molecule: messenger RNA, 4167 nt
Organism: Lolium rigidum
Lineage: Eukaryota; Viridiplantae; Streptophyta; Magnoliopsida; Poales; Poaceae
Exons: 6
Coding region: 746-3787 (1013 amino acids)
Source: RefSeq, a predicted model, not a curated record